AGGGCACGGACACUGCAGAAAUGGAAAAGAAGGUGGGAUUUGCAGUCCCUGAGGACCCGGGCUCUGCGUUUGAGAGCAUGGGGAGCAGUGUGCUCUCCUGGAUCUCCCAGGGCCUGGAGAAGGUGAUUCCCCAGCCAGUCCCAGCCCUUGCCCAGGCCCCGGGGAUGCUGCAGACGCUCGGGAAGAGCUUUGAGACAAGCAUUGACGUUCCUGAUCAGACAGAGGUCCAGGAGAUCAAGGAAGAGGAAGAGGAGGAGGAAGAGGAUGUUCUGGAGAUAACCCCCUUUGAUCCAGAGGAGGAUGAAUUGGACAACUGUGAGUCUGAGGUUGGCACAGAUCAGGACACGGAGGAGUGGACCGGAGCGCAGGUGCUGGGCUGGCUGCUGCAGGGCUUCCAGAGGAUGCUGCCACAGCCAGAGCCACUGAAAAAGCUGGAGCCUGAGCCAGAGGAGGAGAAUUGUGAAGCCACUGUGGAUGGCACAACAGGGACUAAAACCCAGGGAAAGGCAAAAACCAGCAUUUCAGCUGCCAAGAGCAUCCCAGGAACAGUGAAGCCAACAGCAGCUGAGGAGCAGCUGGAGCCAGUGGUCCCUCAGUCCCUGGCUGGGGAUGGCAGCAGGGUGUUUGCCUGGUUGGUCCAGGGGCUGGAGAAAGUGAUGCCACAGCCGGUGAGCAGGGAGAAGCAGGACACACAGGGAGGGGCUGCAUCAACCUCAAGCCCCGUGGAAGAAAGUAAGUGGCUGCUCCAUCGUGGUGUGCUGGUGGCUUCCCAAGUUCAUAUUGUCCUUGGAGAACCUGAGGAGACUGACCUCAUCCUGGAAGACCUCGAUGAUGAAUGGGUUAAUGAAGCCACGUGUGAGAUGGUGGCCUGGGGUCGAGAGGCUGAGCUGGUGGCAGAUGCUCAUCCUCUUCCCCCCAUCCAGGAGGAGCCUCAGGAAGAAGAAAACAGGCUGUGCUUGUGCUCCCUGAGCGCCGGCGAGGAGGAGAAGGAGGAAAGGGAGGAGGAGAGGGAGGAAGAGGAGGAGAAGGCGGAGGAGAACGCGCGUCCUCCCCUUGACGUGAUGCCCCCCACUGAUGUGAUGCCCCCCAUUGAUGCGAUGCCCCCUUGUUGGUGUGAUCCCCCCUUGCUGUGUUGUCCCCAUCUGCAAUGUGUCCAACCUCAGUGGGUGAAAGCGAGCAGGUAUCCCUGCCUGAUCUGUGUCUGCAGGGCCUGGAUCCAGCCCUGUCUCUCUGCUGCUGAGACUGGGGAUGAGGUCUACUUUGCAGAGGAGGCCCUCAGGUUUGAGCAGCUGGAAGAAGCUGAGAUAAGUGACCUUGAAGGUGCUUUUGUCCAGGUGGAAGAAGAGACAGCAGAAGCUGCUGAAACCGACACUGAAGGUAGAACAUGCAGCACAUCAGGGCUUUUCCCACUGUUCCCACGGAAAACUGGUUUAAAGCAUCCCAUGGGAAGAGCACCUAGUAGCAUGGCCAAGCCUGCCUGGGACAUCGAGCUAGACCAGCUGGUGCACGAGGAGCCGCCGGACGGCGGGACCACCUCCCCUUCAGGCUGCGGCACGUUAGAGCAGCUGCCCCAUGUCCCCAGCUACCAAGCCACCGCUGCCUCCCAUCCUCCUGGCCCUCAUGCCAGCCAGCCUCGGGCAGGAGUUGUCAAUCCCAGUUUUUGCACUGAGGAGCAAUCCCCCCUAGGUCACUACCCCACGGUGAAUAUCAAGGAUGUGGACAGCCAUGCAGUGGAGAGCAACGGGGCCCACCUACCAAUGCCCACCGCUGGUGCUCCUGCCAUGCUGGCUGUGCCCAGCCUGGUGCCAGCAUCCCCCAGGAGGAAGCUGCUGGCCCCGGCUGAUGUUCUGGAGGAGGGAGUGGCAAGCCAAGACCCCCCCCGAGCACUGCAGGGCUGGGACGGGGAGCAGAAGGAAAGCCUGCCUGAGCGCGUUGGGUCAGCCACGAGCCAGAGCAGCACCAUCAUCAACAUCCGGCUCCAGGAGCUGGUGAAGCUCUUCAGAGAGAGGACCGAGAAGGUGAAGGAGAAGCUGACGGACCCUGAUAUCACCUCAGAUGAUGAGAGCCCCACAGCAUCCCCUGCCAAGCAGGCGCCUGUGACAGCGCCGGUGCCUGCGCAGGGAGGGGCGCCAGAGAAGCCAGUGGAGCAGGAGCACUACUGCCAGAUGUUGUGCUGCUCGUUCAAGCACCGGCCCUGGCUGGACCGCCUGAAAAACUACCAGUUCCCCAGCAGCAUUGACCCCCUCACCAACCUGAUGUACGUGCUGUGGCUCUUCUUUGUUGUCGUGGCCUGGAACUGGAACUGCUGGUUGAUCCCUGUCCGCUGGGCCUUCCCCUACCAGACACCAACAAACAUCUACUUCUGGCUGCUCAUGGACUACAUCUGUGACCUCAUCUACCUGCUGGACAUCCUCGUCUUUCAGACGCGGCUGCAGUUUGUCCAGGGGGGAGAUGUAAUAUCUGAUAAAAAGGCCAUGAAAGAGAAUUACCUGCGGUCACAACGCUUUAAGAUGGAUGUGCUGUGCCUCCUGCCUCUGGAUUUCUUCUACUUCAAAGUGGGUGUCAACCCCCUCCUGCGCUUUCCUCGCUGUCUGAAGUACAUGGCCUUCUUCGAGUUCAACAGCCGCCUGGAGGCCAUCCUGAGCAAGGCUUAUGUCUACAGGGUGAUUCGCACCACUGCCUACUUGCUGUACAGCCUGCAUGUGAACUCCUGCCUCUACUACUGGGCAUCAGCCUAUGAAGGACUGGGCUCUACCACCUGGGUCUACGAUGGGGAAGGAAACAGCUACAUCCGCUGCUACUACUGGGCAGUCAAAACCCUUAUCACCAUUGGGGGCCUGCCGGACCCCAAGACACUGUUUGAAAUCAUCUUCCAGCUGCUGAACUACUUCACGGGUGUCUUUGCGUUCUCCGUCAUGAUAGGGCAGAUGAGAGAUGUGGUGGGUGCUGCGACUGCAGGGCAAACAUACUACAGGAGCUGCAUGGACAGUACCAUUAAAUACAUGAACUUCUACAGAAUCCCCAAAACCGUUCAGAACCGGGUGAAAACGUGGUACGAGUACACGUGGCACUCGCAAGGCAUGCUAGAUGAGUCGGAGCUGCUGGUGCAGCUGCCAGACAAAAUGAGACUGGACAUCGCCAUUGAGGUGAACUACAACAUUGUGAGCAAAGUGGCCCUCUUCCAGGGCUGUGACCGGCAGAUGAUCUUUGACAUGCUGAAGCGGCUCAAAUCAGUGGUCUACCUGCCUAAUGACUAUGUGUGUAAGAAGGGAGAAAUUGGUCGUGAGAUGUACAUCAUCCAGGCAGGACAAGUGCAGGUGCUGGGAGGACCCGACAGCACAACCGUGCUCGUGACCCUGAAACCUGGAUCCGUGUUUGGAGAAAUAAGCUUGCUGGCAGCAGGAGGGGGGAAUCGCCGCACAGCCAAUGUCAUCGCUCACGGCUUCGCCAACCUCUUCAUUUUGGAUAAGAAGGACCUGAAUGAGAUUUUGGUGCAUUAUCCAGAGUCUCAGAAGCUGCUGCGUAAAAAGGCCAAGAAAAUGCUGAAAACCACCAAUAAACCCAAAGAGGAGAAGGCAGCACCCGGAGAUGUGCUGAUCAUCCCCCCAAAACCUGACACCCCGAAGCUCUUCCAGGCUGCCCUGGCUGCCACGGGGAGGAUGGGGGGCAGAAGACCUCUGGCCCAGCUCCGCUGGAGGCUGAAGGAGCUGAAGGCAAUGCAGGUGGCACAGGAUUCCAGCUCCAGUCCAAUCCCACCACAAUCACCAGUGCACCGGAGAUCACCUGUCGCCUGCCAAAAAGCACCCGCCCCCUUGGGAGAAGAACUAUUCUCAAAAUCAUCAGAUAAUUUAGUCACCAUUCGUGUGAUUCCUACAGCAGGAGAGAAGGAGGAAGUCCUUGCUGCUGAGAUCUCAGAGGUAGAAGAAGCAAAAGAAGAGAUAUGAAAACCAAGCAGGUUCUGGGGCAGGAGUAGGAGAGUACCUGGCGUAGAAGCUUUUUCUCAUUAACAAUUUCCAAGCAGGCCUGUGGGGCUGUGCUCUGUCCUGCGGGUGGGAUCUGCCCCUCUUUGCUGCCUAGACCUUCACCCACUGCUGAUAAAACCCUCUGCUGCAUGACCCAGACCACGCAAGGUUUCCACACUCUGAAGAUCUAUUUAUAGGGAGCAUUAAUAAUUCAUUAAUAUUCCCAGUAAAUCUCAGGCCAGGUCUCUUGCUUCCAAAUGCAGCCAGCCAGAGCAGGAAGCCUGAAGAAAUUACUUUUUAUGGCUCUGGGGCAUUACUGAGUUUUCAGAUAAAGCAUGAAGAGUUAUUCACCUCUGACAGCUGAAUCACCUCUUGGCCUGAAAAAAAAAGGGAAAAAAAAACAAGGUUUCUCUGUCGGACUCAAGGUUGUUGGCAGCUGGAGAGUGAUUCAUGGAGAAAGGAUGUGGACUAUGCUCACAAGCUGAGCACGGACCAGAUCACACUGUCCUGAGAAGGCUGAGGUCCAUCCUGGUGUGCAUGGACUGCAAGAUGCUUGAAGGUCCCUGCGUGGUGCCAAGACCACCUUGGGUUGGCUGCUGGGAAGAGGAGUUCCUGCCAGCUGGCCACUCCAGGGAUGUGGUGGGCUCUCCAUCGCUGGUGAUGCUAUGGAGAGAUUUGCUGAGCAUCUUUCAUGGAUGGAGAAGCACAAUCCUGGAAGAGAUGUUCCUGGAGAUCACUUCCAGCUCUAGGUUUCCAUGGGUGCACCAGCCUGGUGCUGCCAGAGGAGUAAACCAAGUGCAGGAUGGGAGAAGCUGUGUUGGUUUCCAGCUGGGAUGAGAAAGAGAAGUGCAGUGAGUGCUCUCCUCUCCCAGCCAGCAUCCAGGGUCAGGCCAGAGCCUGGAGCACCCAAACAAGUGUUCAUUGCUGCACCUCAGUGAUCUGCCACAUUUCCAGCAGCCAAUUCCCAGCCCCUUGCAGUCACUUUGUGUGUUCCUGGCCACGUUUCCCAUGGAGAAGCUACUUUGGUGUUGCUCAUUGCUGCAACAAGGCACUUGUGCAGGUGGUCUCCAGCCAUGCAGGGACCGGGUGCUGGGUGGGAAGGUGAGCACCCAGUUAGCACCCAGCACACCCAGCUGAUGGCUUGAGGUCUCCAGUCUUCCAGUCCACCUGGUCUAGUGGGAGGUGUCCCUGCCUCUGCAGGCGGUUGGGAUGGGAUGAUCUUUAAGGUCCUGUCCAACCCAAACCAGUCUGGGAUGCCAUGAGUCCUCAAACCCAUUGCCAACCAGAGCGAGCUGCUGGUGAGCCGAGGGGUGGCCAGAGGUGCCAGGGGAGACCAUGUGGGCCUUUCCCAGGGUCUCAGCUGGCCAGGUCUCCCUGGCACCACCAAGAGGAGCCACAGAGGAAAAGCUGGGAGAGGUUCUGCCACAAGGAGCAGCCCCUGCACCAGUGCCGAGGGACUUUCUGGGUGUUCAGCAGAAGCUGUGAGCAGCACUGUGGGUUUCAUGGGGCCAGCACCCAGACAUGGGUGAUCCCUCUUCCCACCAGCAGCCUGAGGCUGAUCCCCACGCCCCCCCACUCCCAGGGCCUUUUGUUGGCUUGCAUGUUUUCCCCUCUUUUGCAAAAUAGGUGGAUUUCUGUGGCAAAAAAAACAGAGUGUGUGUUCAUAUUAAUUAAUGAUGGCUUGACUUCUUCUAAACAAAUGUCAUGAGCUCCAAUAUAUCACAGGAGGCUCUGAAGGCACCACUGCCCUUUACACUGCAGGGGAAAACCUGGACUCUUCCCCAAACCACCCUAAAUAUUUCUUGUCGUCAGUCAUUCCAAGUGGUUCUGGGCUGGGCAGAAGGUUUUCAGUGGGAAGCACAAGGUAUUUUUUUUUUCACUCUAUAAAUAUUUAUACAAUCAAACCAGGAAAUGUGCAGAAGUCAAACUGGGGCUCUGAUUUGCUGCUGCAAUGUGAUAUGGUUUAGAAAAAGCCUUUAAAUAAAUAGUGGGCUGUAAUGGCUUUCAUGAUUCCCUGUAGCUACAAUAA
Messenger RNA from Apus apus (common swift), 5991 nucleotides. It is a transcript of the gene CNGB1, whose product is annotated as cyclic nucleotide gated channel subunit beta 1. NCBI's taxonomy places the organism in Eukaryota, Metazoa, Chordata, Aves, Apodiformes, Apodidae. The coding region runs from base 21 to 3944 and encodes 1307 amino acids. Gene Ontology annotation, cellular component: intracellular cyclic nucleotide activated cation channel complex; plasma membrane; photoreceptor outer segment. Gene Ontology annotation, molecular function: intracellularly cAMP-activated cation channel activity; cGMP binding; protein-containing complex binding. The record is from RefSeq and is a predicted model, not a curated record. Gene Ontology annotation, biological process: monoatomic cation transmembrane transport; retina homeostasis. The transcript is spliced from 33 exons.